Molecule: messenger RNA, 1114 nt
Organism: Pichia membranifaciens NRRL Y-2026
Lineage: Eukaryota; Fungi; Ascomycota; Pichiomycetes; Pichiales; Pichiaceae
Exons: 1
Coding region: 21-947 (308 amino acids)
Cellular component (GO): cytoskeleton
Molecular function (GO): actin filament binding
Source: RefSeq, a predicted model, not a curated record
CUUUUUGUUCCAAAGACAAAAUGGCCACCCUAUCAAGUGUGCAGACUACUCUAAAGCUGCAAUCUGCAGACAAAGGAAAACAUGUCAGUUCAAGAGGCUACGAUACCGAGGCCAAAGAUGGAGUCAACAAUAUCGCCAUGGGUAUUUACAAACACCCAUACAGACUUCCGAAAUUUGUUGACCCAUACAUAAAAAGAGACUGGUUGUUGAAUCAAAUGGCUGGCGCAUUCAGGGUAUUCGCAAAAAAAGGAUUCUGCGAAGGUCCUGCAGGCCAUAUUUCCGUUAGAGAUCCAAUCGACCCACAAACUUUUUGGAUCAAUCCAUUGGCUGUGCAUUUCUCUCUGUUGACGCCACAACAUAUGGUCCAUGUUGAUGAGCAGGGGAACGUUAUUGGAGGGAACAGAACCACAAUCAAUGCUGCGGGGUUCAAGAUCCACUCGACAAUUCAUAAGACCAGACCUGACGUCAACGCCAUUUGUCAUGUCCAUUCUAAAGCCGGAAAAGCUUUUGCAGCACUAGGAAGUCACUUAGACAUGCUUAAUCAGGAUGCUUGUAUCUUUUUCAAAAAUCACACGUUGUAUAAUGACUUCGGUGGGGUGGUCCUAGAGUCGGAGGAAGCAAAGCAUAUUGCGCAAGCAUUGGGAACAACUAACAGGGCCAUCAUUUUAAAAAACCAUGGAUUACUAACCGCAGGCUCAAAUGUAGGUGAAGCUGCAUACUUACUCUGCUUGAUGGAUACCUGUUGUGAUGUGCAGAUGCAGGUAGAUUCCGUUCAGGCAUCGGGACGAUACAGAAGAGAUGUAAUUCCUGAUCAGGAAGCAAAAUACACUUAUGAUAUGACUGCAAGUGCUGAGAACUUGUACAGCUCAUUCUGCGCCGACUAUGAGGUUGAAGUUGCUUCAUCGAAUGGUGCACUUAGGUCUGCUACAUCCUAUCAUACCGACUGAUUAGAUUUAGCUUAGCGAGAACGGUGGGGCUCAAACAAUGGGCGCUGUUUCUCUCUUCGUGGCUAUAUUGAGCUCAAAUGCUUUUGUCUACCUUGUUUAGACUUCCACCAAUAAGAAGCUGAUAUAAUGUUUACGUAGUACCAAUGUGUAGCCAGUAUCCAUCGCCA